Molecule: messenger RNA, 372 nt
Organism: Glarea lozoyensis ATCC 20868
Lineage: Eukaryota; Fungi; Ascomycota; Leotiomycetes; Helotiales; Helotiaceae
Exons: 3
Coding region: 1-372 (123 amino acids)
Source: RefSeq, a predicted model, not a curated record
AUGUCCCAAACACAGCAUAUGCCUGUUCCAAGACAGUUCAAGCCUAUCGACCGCCAGAAUGAGGGUUUUUACGAGCUUAACAUCUAUGAUGAAAUCAUGGAUGUCUCCAUGCCCAUGACAUUCUCUCUGCAUAAUGCUAUGAAUAAUGCGCGCAUAGUCAUAGAGGCAGCGGGUGGAGAGGUCAGGGAAGACCGUCCAAAUCGAAGGGGGUGGCCAAUCUUGUUUGUGCUUCCUCCAGGAGUAAACUGCCCAAUUGCCACAGGAACUGCUCGUUGGCCAGCUUGUACUGCUACGGUCACCUUCAUACCUGCCUUGAAUAGGCCGCCUAACACCUUUUUGAACCAUCCAGUCAACACAGACGACGAGGAAUAA